This is a messenger RNA of Sebastes umbrosus (honeycomb rockfish), 4186 nucleotides long. RefSeq names its product solute carrier family 12 member 2-like. The record is from RefSeq and is a predicted model, not a curated record. Gene Ontology annotation, cellular component: membrane. Gene Ontology annotation, biological process: potassium ion homeostasis; sodium ion transmembrane transport; potassium ion import across plasma membrane. The transcript is spliced from 26 exons. The coding region runs from base 485 to 3724 and encodes 1079 amino acids. NCBI's taxonomy places the organism in Eukaryota, Metazoa, Chordata, Actinopteri, Perciformes, Sebastidae. Gene Ontology annotation, molecular function: sodium:potassium:chloride symporter activity; ammonium channel activity.
UCUUCUUUUCCUUCCUCCUCCUCCUCCUCCUCCUCCUCCUCCUCUCCUCCUCCUCUUCCUCCUCUUCCUCCUCUCCGCCGUGUUCCCGACAUGCUGGGAUGUCUCGAGAUUCCAGAGAGAGAGAGGAGGAGAGAGAUGACAAUAAACCGUUUGAGUUACCAUCUGAGUGGAUGAACGGACAGAUGGACAGAGGGAGACAGAGAGAGACAGAGUUGGUGUCCUUUACGCACAGAUCUUGGUUCGUGCGUCCUGGCGCGCCUCGUAUACCCAGAGGACUAAAGGACUUUUUGCCUUGUAACUUUUCUAUCUAAAUGUUUAGUUUGAUGACUUCUCCCUGCAGCGGUGGUUGUGUGUGUCUGCUCUGACUGCUCGCUACUAAAUGCUGCGGAGCUGCUGCUGCCUGGACUGGAACCUCCCCAAGGGUUUUUGGAACAGGCGUUUUAUUAUUUCUCGGUAACCGUUUGUCUCUCGGUGCAUUAGUGACAUGUCUGGACAGAAACCGUCCCUGAAGAGUGGUGGCUCUCCUCAGAGCCGCUUCCAGGUGGAUGUGGUGACAGAGGCCUCAACGGAUGGAUCCAAGCCGCCCGAGGAGUCCAAAGGCCGGCUCAGGUCGGUGGGCUUCCUAGACUCAGGCGGUGAGAUGGACAUCGGUCUCCCUCCAGAUGUCUCCCAUGAGCCGGACGCGGUCAGCCUGCAUUCAACGGGCACAGGGCACACGCACAUCUCGGAGAACUACUCCAACACCUACUACAUGAGGACCUUCGGACACAACACCAUAGACGCGGUGCCCAACAUCGACUUCUACCGGCAGACUGCUGCACCUCUCGGGGAGAAGCUGAUCAGACCGUCGCUGUCGGAGCUCCACGAUGAACUGGACAAAGAUCCGUUCGAGGACGGUCUGGCCAAUGGAGAUGAGCCGUCAGCGUCUGAGGUGGUGGCGGCUGCGUUGGCGGCGAAGGAGGCGAAAGGAGGAACCAUCAAGUUUGGUUGGGUCAAAGGAGUGUUGAUCCGCUGCAUGCUGAAUAUCUGGGGUGUGAUGCUCUUCAUCAGAAUGACCUGGAUUGUCGGACAGGCUGGAAUCGGACUGACCAUUGCCGUUAUUCUGAUGGCCACUGUGGUCACCACCAUCACUGGUCUGUCUACGUCUGCUAUAGCAACCAACGGCUUCGUACGAGGAGGAGGAGCGUACUACCUGAUCUCCAGGAGUCUGGGGCCGGAGUUCGGAGGCUCCAUCGGUCUCAUCUUUGCCUUCGCCAACGCCGUGGCUGUGGCCAUGUACGUCGUAGGCUUUGCAGAGACCGUCGUCGAGAUGCUUAAUGAUGUUGAUGCCUUGAUGACCGAUGAGCUGAAUGACAUUCGUAUCGUCGGGACUCUGACCAUCAUCCUGCUGCUGGGAAUCUCUGUAGCUGGGAUGGAGUGGGAAGCCAAGGCUCAGAUUGUCCUCCUGGUGAUCCUGCUGGCAGCCAUCGUUAACUACUUCAUAGGAAGCUUAAUGCCGAUGGAAAGCAAAGAGCCCAAAGGAUUCUUCGGCUACAACUCUGCCAUCUUCUUAGAGAACCUGGGCCCAGACUUCAGAGAGGACGAAUCCUUCUUCUCGAUGUUUGCCAUUUUCUUCCCCGCGGCCACCGGGAUCCUGGCUGGAGCCAACAUCUCCGGAGACCUCACGGACCCUCAGUCAGCGAUCCCUAAAGGUACUCUGCUGGCCAUCCUCAUCACUGGAGUCACCUACGUGGCUGUCACCAUCUCUGCAGGCUCCUGCAUCGUCAGGGACGCCACCGGCGACCAAAACGACACGGUGAGCGACACGGUGAACUGCACCGACGCCGCCUGCACGCUGGGCUACGACUUCUCCAUCUGCAAGGAGGGAGGCUGUCAGUACGGCCUGAUGAACGACUUCCAGGUGAUGAGUAUGGUCUCGGGCUUCGGCCCUCUGAUCUCUGCUGGGAUUUUUUCAGCCACUCUGUCGUCGGCUCUGGCCUCGCUGGUCAGCGCGCCCAAAGUCUUCCAGGCUCUGUGUAAGGACAACAUCUAUCCAGGGCUGGGUGUGUUUGCAAAGGGUUAUGGGAAGAACAACGAGCCUCUCCGUGGUUACGUCCUGACCUUCGCCAUCGGCCUCGCCUUCAUCCUCAUCGCCGAUUUGAACAUCAUUGCUCCCAUCAUCUCCAACUUCUUCCUGGCCUCCUACGCUCUCAUUAACUUCUCCGUCUUCCACGCCUCCAUGGCCAACUCUCCAGGGUGGCGUCCCAGCUUCAGGUACUACAACAUGUGGGUGUCUCUGGCCGGGGCGAUCCUGUGCUGCGUGGUGAUGUUCGUCAUCAACUGGUGGGCCGCCCUGGUCACGCUGCUCAUCGUCCUCGCUCUCUACAUCUACGUCAGCUACAAGAAACCCGAUGUGAACUGGGGUUCGUCCACUCAGGCUCUGAUCUACAACCAGGCUCUGACUCACUGUAUGAACCUCACCGGAGUACAGGACCACGUUAAAAACUUCAGGCCGCAGUGUUUGGUGAUGGCCGGUUUUCCGAACUCUCGUCCCGCUCUGCUCCAACUGGUUCAUGCCUUCACCAAGAACGUCGGCCUCAUGGUCUGCGCUCACGUCAGGACGGUGACCCGCCGGCCGAACAUGAAGGAGUUGUCUCAGGAACACGCCCGCUGUCAGCGCUGGCUCAAUAAGAAACGCAUCAAGGCCUUUUACACUCACGUGUUCUCUGACAACCUGAGGCACGGUGCGCAGUUCCUCAUGCAGGCGGUCGGUCUGGGCCGUCUGAAGCCCAACACCUUGGUCAUGGGUUUCAAGAACAACUGGAGUGAUGGAGACAUGAGAGACGUGGAGAUUUACAUCAGCACUAUACACGACGCCUUUGACCUGCAGUAUGGAGUGGUGAUCCUCCGACUGCAGGACGGACUGGACGUCUCUCACAUCCACGGACAAGACGAGCUGCUGUCGUCCCACGAGAAGCCUCCAGUCGACAGUAAGGAGGUGGUGAUUUCUGUCAUUCUGCCUAAAGACCCCGACUCCGACUCCUGUCCUUCCAAAACCACCAGCAACCAGAGCAGCCCGCUCAUCAUGAGAGAGACCAAGUCUCCUCUGAGUCUGGCCGACCAGCGUCUGCUGGAGACCAGCCAGCAGUUCAAGAAGAAACAGGGCAAAGGAACCAUCGACGUCUGGUGGCUGUUCGAUGACGGAGGUCUGACUCUGCUGAUUCCCUUCCUGCUGACCAACAGGAGCAAAUGGGGUGACUGCAGGAUCCGCGUCUUCAUCGGUGGGAAGAUCAACCGCAUCGACCACGACCGCCGAGCGAUGGCCACGCUGCUCAGCAGGUUCAGGAUCGACUACUCUGACAUCCACGUCCUCGGAGACAUCAACACCAGACCCAAGAAACACAAUAAGCUGAGCUUUAAGGAGCUGAUCGAGCCGUACCGGCUGAAGGAAGACGACAUGGAGCAGGAGGCUGCAGAGAGGCUGAAGGUCCAGGAGCCCUGGAGGAUCACCGACAACGAGCUGGAGCUCUACAGGGCCAAGAACAACCGUCAGAUCCGACUGAACGAGCUGCUGAAGGAACACUCCAGCGCGGCUAAACUCAUCGUCAUGAGCAUGCCUCUGGCCAGGAAGGGAACGGUGUCCAGCGCUCUCUACAUGUGCUGGCUGGAGACUCUGUCCAAAGACCUCCCGCCUCUGCUGCUGGUCCGAGGGAACCACCAGAGCGUCCUCACCUUCUACUCCUAACGCAUCGUUACAGUAUUACAGUGUUACAGUAUUACAGUAUUACAGUAUUACAGUAUUACAGCGUUACAGUAUUACAGCGUUACAUUGUUACACACCGCCUACAGAAAUAUUAUCACGCUUCAAAUUUUACGUCACAGAUCUGAAAGAAAAGAUUUUUCUGUUUCCAUUUGGCUUCAUUUGAGUUCUGUCUCGUUAACAAAUUAAUAAACAUUUAGAUUUAUUUUAUCUCCAACAGUAACCGGCUGUAUAUUCUUUGUGUUUUUAUGUGAACUACAGUAAAUAUUAACUUAUUUUAAUGUCUAUUUAUAUUGAUGAAAUCAUGAUUUCAGGAUGUUUGCUGGUAUUCACGUGACCUGUGAUAAUGAUUAAGUGGUAUUUCUUUUUCUUAUUGGGACAAACUGUUUCUCUGGUAACAGUAAUUUUUGUACAUUUAUUAUUUUAUUAAAAUAUUAACUAUAUAAA